This is a messenger RNA of Chrysoperla carnea, 1686 nucleotides long. It is a transcript of the gene Cdk7, whose product is annotated as cyclin-dependent kinase 7. Lineage: Eukaryota; Metazoa; Arthropoda; Insecta; Neuroptera; Chrysopidae. Gene Ontology annotation, cellular component: cytoplasm; transcription factor TFIIK complex; transcription factor TFIIH holo complex. Gene Ontology annotation, biological process: protein phosphorylation; positive regulation of transcription by RNA polymerase II. Bases 51 to 1070 code for a protein of 339 amino acids. The record is from RefSeq and is a predicted model, not a curated record. The transcript is spliced from 6 exons. Gene Ontology annotation, molecular function: ATP binding; RNA polymerase II CTD heptapeptide repeat kinase activity; cyclin-dependent protein serine/threonine kinase activity.
AAUAAUUUGUUCAUUAGUUAUAGAAAUAAAUUUAAUUUAAUUACUUUAAUAUGGAAGAUAAACUAAAACGAUACGAGAAAAUCGAAUUUUUGGGUGAAGGGCAGUUUGCUACAGUAUAUAAAGCAAGAGAUUCAAUUAAUGAUGUUAUGGUUGCUGUAAAAAAAAUUAAAAUCGGUAGUCGAGCUGAAGCUAAAGAUGGAAUUAAUCGUACUGCAUUGAGAGAAAUAAAACUUUUGCAAGAGUUAUGCCAUGAAAAUUUAAUUGGUUUACUCGAUGUUUUUGGACAUAAAUCAAAUGUAUCAUUAGUGUUUGAUUUUAUGGAUACGGAUUUAGAAAUUCUAAUUAAAGAUACAACCAUAGUUUUAACACCAGCGAAUAUAAAGGCUUACACAUUAAUGACCGUACAAGGAUUGGAAUAUUUACAUUUAAAUUGGAUAUUGCAUAGAGAUUUAAAACCAAAUAAUUUAUUAAUUAAUUCAAAAGGUGUUCUUAAAAUUGGUGAUUUUGGUUUGGCAAAAUUAUUUGGUUCUCCGAAUCGAAUCAACACGCAUCAAGUUGUUACACGAUGGUAUCGAGCACCUGAACUUCUGUUUGGAAGUCGACAAUAUGGGACGGGAGUUGAUAUGUGGGCUGUUGGUUGUAUUUUAGCAGAACUAUUACUACGAGUUCCAUUCUUGCCUGGUGAAAGUGAUUUAGAUCAAUUGACGCGGAUAUUUCAAGCAUUGGGAACACCUACUCCAGACGAUUGGCCGGGAAUGAAUUGUUUACCAGAUUAUAUACAAUUUAAAUCUUUUCCUGGAACACCGUUGAAGCAUAUAUUUACAGCUGCAGCGGAUGAUUUGUUAGAUGUUUUAUCAACGUUACUGAGUUUGAAUCCGUUGAAUAGGGUUUCGUGUUCGAAAUUGUUACAAAUGCCUUAUUUUAAUAAUAAACCAGCACCUACAAUUGGCAGUAAAUUACCAUUACCAUCUUCAGUUCGAGUACGUGAAGAGGAGAAACCAUCAUUAAAACGUAAAAUACUUGAAGCAGCAGAUGGUGCACCAACAUUGUCUAAACGUCUUAUGUUUUAAAAUAUGAAUAGCAAAUAGAAAAUUGUUUAUCUAUUUAUUUAUAAUUUUCUAGAUAGUAUAAAUUUUUUUAAUUGCAAUUAUAAUUACUUAUAAGUGUAGAGAGAGCCAGCCAGAGUAUUUGAAAUUUGAGAGGCUGUUGUCAAGGUUGUGUCUUGUUGUCAAAACUGUGUUUCACAAGUUUUUCUUCUACAAAAUUCACAUGGUCGGGUAGUUCUCUUUCAAAUUUCAAAUACUUGUACAACGUACAUCUCGUUCUUUAUUUUUAGGGAGCAUUGCUUAAACUACGUGGUCCGGUCAAGAGGGCAACUCAACGUUAGGCGACUGAUGGCAAUGAAGUCAAGUUACACAAUUUUCUUGAUAUAUUGUUUUGACACAAUGAAAAUAAUUUGAAGUUUAAGUUGGGUACUUCUUAACCCCCAACUCUAAAAAUAGGGCUGUAAUAAGUUUGAUCGCAUAACAGUUAAUAUUUUAUUAACGAAGGUGUCAAACCUACACCUUCUUUUUGUUCAAGUUCAGCUGUCUAUAUUCGUUUGAAAAAACGAAUUGUGCUUCGAUUGUUGUAAUAAUUAAAUGGCAACUUCGAAAUGGAAAUUCUGAUGUUUUAUAAUCUUGAUGA